AUGUCCCAGGACCCGAAUGCUCGCCUCCUCCUUCCCCAGAACCCGCCGAGCGCACAGAAUGUCCAUACGCCUACCUUCUCUGUCGCGCCCCAGCAGUAUCCUCAGAGCGCCGCCCAAAAGAACUAUGUGUUUGUCGACGAACAUAACCGCCACAAGCGGUUAAAAGUGAUGAGGGCCUGUGAGGGCUGUCGCAGACGAAAGAUCAAAUGCGAUGCCGCGACCACCAACUCAUGGCCCUGCUCAGCCUGCAUUCGACUCAAGCUGCAAUGUGUGCGACCGAACGGCUACGACACGUUUGCCGACUCUGGCUUCGAAACCUCGAUGGGCCAGUCAGAUCAGAUGCAGCAAAUGCAGAUGCAGCAACCUAUCAUUCACCCAGCACAGAAGCCUGGACCGCCUGUUUAUGCUCAAACUUACCCUGAUAUCAGUACCUCUGCAUACCAACCGGUGACAUAUGAUCCUGAGCAACCGCAGACACAUGGUUUAAAUUACACCACUGUCUCGCAUGUUCCUGUUAUGGAUCAUACAUAUCAGCAGAGUUUAUAUCAGCCGCCACAAUUACAAGUAUCUACGGGGCAUGAACCCUCGCCCGAAGCCUAUACGCCAGAUUCACUACAACAGGGCGAUUUGGCAGACUUGCUGGGAAGUUUAAAGGUGGACGAGAAAGGAACAGCACCCUAUCUACGAAACAAGGCUUCGUUUGUGCGCGAAGAGCCAGCGGUGGAGGAUGAUGAUGAAUACCAAGUUGACCUUCCACCGGCUGCUGGCCCUGGGUCCAAGCUUAGAAUCCCACCCGAGUUGAUGCCCGAUGAAGCCGUUGCUCUGAGUUACAUCGAUGCCUUUUUCAGGAAGGUCCACCCGUAUGUACCAGUUUUAAACAAGGCCAGCUUCCUUCACCAGUGGCACACAAACAGGGAUUCUAUUUCCCCUUUGAUCUUGGAAGCCAUUUUUGCUAUCGGUGGUCGUUUAUGCGAUGACCCGAGCGAUGGCCAUCAAUGGAUGGCCCUCUCCUCUAGGCAUGCGGAUGCCUUCCUCGAUGUUCCAAGAUUAAGUACCCUUCAAGGUUUAUUGCUGCUUCUUAAGGCACGGGAGGCAGUUCCAAAGCGAGGCUACUAUUACCGUUCAUGGAUGACAGUGGUUCAGUGCGCCCAGAUGGGCAAAGACCUCGAAUUAGACGAACAUCUCGAUGACCACGCGUCAGGUCGUGGGUGCGAUUUCAGCCCCGCUGACUGUCAACUCCGCACACGAAUCUGGCAGGUGGUGUUUGUUUGCGAAGUCAUGGUUGGCGCGCCACAAGGACGUUUUGAUCUUUCGAUCCCGGAAGAUACUGUGGACUUUGAGGUCCAUCACUCCGCUGUUGAUGGAGAGGGAGACAUGACCUCACGCAACUUUACCUAUCUUGCACGCGUUGUUCGAAAUGUCAAGCGACUGAGCAGCGUGUACAUGAAGGUGAGGAAGAAGAAGGAAUGGGGCAUUGACCCCAGAGUCCAACAGUUGAAGGCCGGAUUCGACUCCUUCUUGGCCGAGCUCCCUCCCGAUCUUGCCGUUAGUUUCCCCCUAGAUGGCUCUCGUCCGUGGAUCCAGGACCCUUUCACAGGAAAUUUGCUUUCCUACUUCUACCUCACAUUGAUUCUGUAUCAUCGGCCACAGCUCUUCUCCAUUGACCCGACGGCCAACCCUGCACAGUGGAAGCACCAGAUGGUGAUCUGUUAUGAUUCCGCGAAGGCUCUCUGCCGGUUACAGGAAGCGACUGUGGCAGCCGGCAACCUGGAAGCACUGCAGAGCAUGCAGCGGGGCUACAGCUUCACGGUGUACGCUGGGUUAUCUUGCAUAGUGCUUCAUUUGGUUGCCGUUGUUUCGCCCGAUCCGGACUUGAAUAGAGACGCGUCAGAAUAUUUUACCCGCCACAUGAGGAUCAUGGAGAAGGUAAUGGAUGUAUGGGCCAUGCCCGAGCUUCGGUCACAAGUGGAGGCUGUGCGUGAAGCAUUCUCGGCGGACGUACGGAAGCCCUUUGUUCUCAAACCAUCGUUUCCUUAUGGGAGCCCGCAUCCCUCGAACAGCUCGACCUCCCCUAGCAGGCCGCAUGGCUAUAGACCGGAAUUCGGUCGGACUGGAUCUAUGGACCAGCAUCUUGAUGCGCAGAACGCUCAAAAUGUUAGUUAUAUUGGACACCCCAUCUCUCCCCCAGUGUCGAUCGGUACCACGGAUAGCAAAGGUGACUCUCCAGCUGGGCAGCCCCUCAUGAUGAUGUCCCAAAGUGGCCCAACGCCGGGACUACAAAGUAUGCCGCUCGCAGAACAACCUGCUUGGAACCCGGCCAGAAUCUUCGAGCACUGGAAUACAUCCUUCGGUACGCCUGCUCAACCUAAUGCAUCCUCAGCCCCACAGAGCCGGUCCCUAAAUCUUGAUACUUCAGGUGCUGCUCAUGUCUCUGGCAUCCAGGACUACCAGGAUCCAAAUGCAGGAGCAAUGAGUUCCAGUCAGCAGUCAAUCUCGCCGCAACAAUACACUGCAGCUACAAUUCCUAAUUUUGUCACGCCGGCCAUGUGGCAGGAAUCUGUGGCCAGCGUGUAUGAAGGCGGUCUUAAGAGGGCUUGGGACUACGACUCAGGCCCCAUGAUGAAACGACGCCAAUGA
Molecule: messenger RNA, 2637 nt
Organism: Clonostachys solani
Lineage: Eukaryota; Fungi; Ascomycota; Sordariomycetes; Hypocreales; Bionectriaceae
Source: the annotation of a GenBank genome assembly